This is a messenger RNA of Naegleria gruberi, 693 nucleotides long. Its product is annotated as DUF51 domain-containing protein. NCBI's taxonomy places the organism in Eukaryota, Heterolobosea, Eutetramitea, Acrasida, Naegleriidae. The coding region runs from base 1 to 693 and encodes 230 amino acids. The transcript has 3 exons. Gene Ontology annotation, molecular function: lipid binding. The record is from RefSeq and is a predicted model, not a curated record.
AUGUGGAAGAAAUUAAAUGGUGAAGGAGGAUCUAAAACCAUUAGUGAAGAACAUUCUCAUUUAACAGUCAGACACAAGUACAAGAUGAUUGUUAAUUAUCCAAUUCAAGUGUUUUAUGAUGUUUUGAGAGCGUAUGAUUUUCGUUAUUUGUGGGACAACAGAGAAGCUGGAAGAGAAAUUGUACAAAUUUUUAACAUUCCUGGAAAGCCACAAAAUCAAGUUUUGGAAUAUUUAGUCAAGAAGGGGAAUUUAAUUGUGAGCUCACGUGAUUUAAUGACAGUCAAUGCAGAGAAAUACGAUGAAAAAACUAAUACCUACUUGAUGAUUGGUAAGAGUGCAGAUUCAUUCCCAAAGGAAACUAAAUCAGAAUAUGUUAGAACCACUGUUUUAUUUUUGGGUAUGAAAGUUAGCCCAAUAGAUGAAAAUACCUAUCUUCCUGAAGUUUCCAAGGAGCAAGAAUGGAAUCAAGAAGAGACUAUUCACUCACUCAUCAGAAAAACUGGCUAUAGAGGUAAAAUAACUGAUUCAUUACUUGAGAUAAUCGAUUCUGAAAGAUAUCAAUCAUCCAAAGCCUCACUCACCUACGAUGAAUAUCUACAAGAAAAACUCAAUUCUUCAAAUAGUACUAAAGUGGAUAAUGCAAUCAAUACUAGUAGAAGCUUGAGUAGUGUAAAUAAUGAUUUUGAUGAUUAA